UGCAAUUCUUAGUCCAAGCCAUGAGUUGAGGCAUGGAAGCGGCUAAACACUAAGCUGAGCAGGUCUGAAAGGUGCUCUGCAUCAAGAUUCCUUCAGCUCUGGGUGCUGGCCAUGGCGCAGAACAGCACUGUGAACAACAGCAUCAACUUGCCCUACCAAGACCUGGCUUCCGAGGUGAUCAGGCGCAGGGUCGCCAUGGCCGCCAGAGAAGAGAUAAUUCCCGAGAAAAAUGAUAAUGCUAAGAAGAUGGUCUUCUCUUCGGACACGGAGACAGAGCCUCCUCCCGACAAGACCUACCUCGCCGAACCUCCUGCUCCACCGCCUUCACCAGCCAAGGAGUCCACUGUCUCCCAAGUAGGCACAACUUAAAUUACUUGGAGGU
This is a messenger RNA of Fukomys damarensis (Damara mole-rat), 382 nucleotides long. It is a transcript of the gene Myocos, whose product is annotated as myocilin opposite strand. The transcript is spliced from 3 exons. The record is from RefSeq and is a predicted model, not a curated record. NCBI's taxonomy places the organism in Eukaryota, Metazoa, Chordata, Mammalia, Rodentia, Bathyergidae. The coding region runs from base 112 to 369 and encodes 85 amino acids.